Molecule: messenger RNA, 1113 nt
Organism: Penicillium soppii
Lineage: Eukaryota; Fungi; Ascomycota; Eurotiomycetes; Eurotiales; Aspergillaceae
Product: putative C2H2 transcription factor
Exons: 1
Coding region: 1-1113 (370 amino acids)
Source: RefSeq, a predicted model, not a curated record
AUGUACCUCAGUAACCAGCGACCAAAGACAAGGUACAGCACUGUACAUGAUAGCGCAGGUUACCCAGACCACCUAGAGCCUCAAAAUAUGGGACGCCUGACCGGCGUCGCUACCAACACUGCAUCAGACUCUCAUUUAUCUAGUCUUCAGCAGUGGGAUUUUGUGGAUGCCCCGCCAGAUCAACGUGCAUUUCUGGCACCGGAAAACUAUUCUACUAUGAGAAAGGGAUCGCUAGGAACAGACACAGUUAGCUCACAAUUCGCAUGGUCCACAGCCUCCAAUGCAGAUGUCCUCUCAAAUUCCCCUCAUCUGUCUUCUUUCGGUGCUUCCAUUGGCUCCGACGCCACCACCCCCUUCAUGAAAGCAUACGAUCCAUCAAACUCCUUGCAGCAAACUAUGAAUAGCUCCGGCAUGUCGGGAUACACUUCCCAACAAAUCGACCAAUGGUGCACCGAGAGCGACCCCACUGGAGACUUCUACCAGUUUCCGCCAUUCCCAACCAUAGGAUCUAUAAUCCCAGAGCCCUACAACGCCUUCAGCAGCCCAAACGAGCAGUGGCUAUCUGUGCCAGGCCAAAACCAACCCUUCCCCACCGACCCAAUCCCAGAAACCUUCUUCUCAGUGGCACCACGCUCCACCCCAUCCCAAAACACAAGUCUUCACCACUCAACCACAACAACAGUCUCAAUCACCUCUUCACCGCCACACUCAUUUUCAGACCCCGAAUCGCCGCCACCGCCCAGCUCAGCCUCAAACGCAAGCGACCUAAGCAACUACGGCAUCCCUACAGGUGACGGCACCUGGCGCUGCGCACACCCAGGCUGCUCCUCACAGUCCACGUUCCGCCGUGGCUGUGAUUUAAGGAAGCAUUUCAACCGCCACCAGAAAUACCUCUUCUGUCGACAUGAGGGAUGUCCGCAGUCCAUGCAGAGGGGAUCUCGAUCUACGCAGAAUGGAUUCAGCAGUAAGAAGGACCGCAUUCGUCAUGAGGCGAAGCAUAACCCCGGUGUAUUCUGUGAGUGGGAGGGGUGUGGGCGGGUUUUUAGUCGGGUCGACAAUAUGAAGGAUCAUGUUAAGCGGAUUCAUCUGAAGGGGGAGGCUAGGAGGGGCUAA